Messenger RNA from Candidula unifasciata, 174 nucleotides. The record is from the annotation of a GenBank genome assembly. NCBI's taxonomy places the organism in Eukaryota, Metazoa, Mollusca, Gastropoda, Stylommatophora, Geomitridae.
AUGAACAUCGUCUAUGGGAUUCUACUGCUCCUGUCUGUAACCCUAAGUGAGCUGGAGCUGAUCGUUGCGGAGAAUGAGGGUCACUUUGAGAACUCUUGGGCAGCUGAGAUCAUUGGAGGGGUAGACGUGGCCAGGGAGGUAGCAGAGCAGCAUGGAUACAGGCUCGUCAGAUCG